AUGCUCCCCUCCCAGCUCAACAGCUCGCCGAAGCGUGCCAACCCAUUUGGGCGCUCUUCACCGUCGCCGGCGCCGCAGACACAGACGCGGCCUAAAUCUGCCAUCAUAACUCCGUCGAAUGGAAUAGAGUCGGCGAGAGGGCAUCUCCGAAACGCAUCAGUCUCGCAGAUUACUCCGAAUCGGUCUCCAGCAUCAAACCGUGAACGGUCAAACUCUGCACGCAAAGAUGUAUCCUCGGGAACAUUUGCCCCAAGCUUUAUCAAAUCGGAAGAACUACGAAGGGGCGCGGAUCAAAUUCGGGGCCUGGAAGGUAAUAAUGACUUCUCGGGAAACAAAUACGUGUGGCUGCGAGAUACCGAAAAGGCAUUUGUGCGCGGGCUAGUACUGGAAGAAUUAGAGGGAGGUCAGCUGUUGGUACAAAGCGAAGAUGGUGAGCAGCGGGAAGUGGAUGCCGAUCAGGUCGACAAGGUCAACCCGGCCAAGUUCGACAAGGCAGAUGAUAUGGCGGAGCUGACCCAUCUGAAUGAGGCCUCCGUGGUCCAUAAUUUACACACUCGAUAUCAGUCGGACUUGAUUUAUACAUAUUCCGGACUGUUCUUGGUGACGAUCAAUCCCUAUUGUCCGCUUCCAAUUUACACGAAUGAGUAUGUGAAGAUGUACAAAGGUCGUGGAAGGGAAGAAACUCGGCCGCAUAUUUUCGCGAUGGCAGACGAGGCUUUCCGCAACCUUGUAGAGGAGGGAGAAAACCAGAGUAUUCUCGUGACCGGUGAAUCCGGCGCUGGUAAAACUGAGAACACGAAGAAGGUUAUUCAGUACCUGGCUGCCGUCGCGACUUCCGAUACACCGUAUGCUCGAUCUGGGACAAAGCCGCUUUCCAACCUGUCCCAGCAAAUUCUUCGCGCAAAUCCCAUCCUCGAAGCGUUUGGAAACGCCCAAACAGUCCGCAACAACAACUCCUCUCGUUUCGGCAAGUUCAUCCGAAUUGAAUUCUCGCGGUCUGGUCAAAUCUGUGGCGCAUGGAUUGACUGGUACCUGCUCGAGAAAUCACGAGUGGUCAAGCCCAACUCCAAUGAGCGGAAUUACCAUGUCUUCUAUCAACUGCUGCAAGGCGCAGAUCGGAAGACUCGCGAAAAGCUCUUGCUCCAAGACCUCCAAAUCGAAGACUUCUCGUAUACAAGGCAUGGCAACGAUUCGAUUGUGGGAGUGUCGGAUAGGGAUGAGUGGAAUUCGCUGAUUGAGGCCUUCCAUGUCAUGAACUUCUCGGAGGAAGACCAGCUUUGCAUUAUGCGCACCAUUGCUGCUGUGCUGCACCUGGGAAAUGUUACUGUGGCCAAGGAAAGCGUACGUGCCGACCAAGCCACCCUAGCCCCCGAUGGAUACGCGAGCGUGGAGAAGGCUUGCCAGCUUUUGGGCAUUCCCUCCCAAUCUUUUGUGAAGGGCUUGCUGCAUCCGAGAGUAAAGGCUGGUCGCGAGUGGGUGGAGAAAGUACAGACACCUGAUCAAGUGCGGCUGGCCUUAGAUGCAUUAUCUAAGGGUAUCUACGAGCGUGGCUUUGGUGAUCUGGUUACCCGUAUCAACAAUCAGCUUGGUCGUUCGAUGGCCGACGAUAAUUACUUCAUUGGUGUACUCGAUAUUGCUGGAUUCGAAAUUUUCGAGAACAACAGUUUCGAACAACUCUGUAUCAACUACACCAACGAAAAGCUCCAGCAGUUUUUCAACCACCAUAUGUUUGUUCUCGAGCAAGAGGAAUAUGCCAGGGAGCAAAUUGAGUGGCAGUUCAUUGACUUUGGCAAGGACUUGCAGCCAACCAUUGAUUUGAUCGAGUUGACCAAUCCCAUUGGUAUCUUCUCCUGCCUUGAUGAAGACUGUGUGAUGCCCAAAGCUACGGACAAAUCUUUCACCGAGAAACUCCACUCACUCUGGGAUCGCAAGACUUCCAAGUAUCGUGCUUCUCGUCUUAAUCAGGGUUUUGUUCUCACUCACUAUGCCGCCGAGGUGGAGUACGCCACUCACGACUGGUUGGAGAAGAACAAGGACCCCAUGAAUGACAACAUCACUCGUCUUCUGGCAGCAUCCGGUGAGAAGCACAUCGCGGAUCUAUUCGCGGAUUGCGCCGAGCCCGAAGAAGGUGGCGAUUAUCCUCGGAGUCGGGUGAAGAAGGGAUUGUUCCGGACAGUGGCUCAAAGACACAAGGAACAACUUUCUAGUCUAAUGAUGCAGCUUCAUUCCACUCACCCUCACUUCGUACGUUGCAUAUUGCCAAAUCACAAGAAACGUCCGAAGAUGUUGCAUGCACCUCUGGUUCUGGAUCAACUACGAUGCAAUGGUGUACUGGAAGGAAUCCGCAUUGCCAGGACUGGCUUCCCCAACCGGCUUUCCUUCGCUGAGUUCCGUCAACGAUACGAGGUGCUCUGUCAGAAUAUGCCGAAGGGUUAUCUGGAGGGACAGAGUGCAGCCCAGAUCAUGUUAGAGAAGCUCGGCAUGGACAGGGCCUGGUACCGUGUUGGACGGACCAAGGUUUUCUUCCGGGCAGGAGUUCUGGCCGACCUAGAAGAAAAGCGAGACCAGCUUAUCCGAACCAUUAUGACUCGCUUCCAGUCUGUCGCCCGAGGUUUCGUUCAGCGUCGCAUUUCCAACAAGCGCCUCUACCGUGCUGAGGCCACCCGAAUCAUCCAACAGAACUUCCAUGCCUACCUCGAGCUCAAGGGUAGCCCUUGGUGGCGUCUUUUCUCCAGAAUGAAGCCUCUAUUAGGAGAUACACGAACCGCCAAGGAAGUGAAGAAAAGAGACGAUAAGAUCAAAGAGCUUGAGACCAAGAUGAAGCAGGAACUUUCUGACCGGCAAAAGCUGGAUGAGGAAAGACGACGAACCGAGCUUGAGAUUCAUAAGAUCCAGCAGACAUUGGAAAGCGAACGUGCCCUCGCUCUUGACAAAGAAGAUAUUUUCAGGCGCCUGCAAGAUCGCGAAGGCGAACUCUCAGAGAAACUCUCAGAAGCCAUUGCUGAUCAAGAAAAGCUUGAGGAACAACUCGAUGAUCUGGUUGAUGCAAAGAAAAAGACGGAUGAGCAACUGCAGCUGCGAAUCACCCAGCUGGAGCAGGCCGGUCUGAUCAUCCAAAAGCUGGAGUCCGAGAGGAAUCAUCUACAAGGCCGGUUGGAGGAGCUUGAUGCUCGGCUUGCCGGGAUGGAGGGUCAAUUCUCUGGGAAAGAGGACCAGAUCCAGGAACUUGGUCAAGAAAUCAAGAUGCUCCAAAGUCACCUCAGUUUGAAGGAUCGUAAGCUCCAGGACCUGGAAGCGAAGCUACUGAAAACCGAUCAGGAUCUUGAUGUCAAACUUGCCAACACUUCGAAGGAACUCGACAAAUCAAAGAAACAACUGCGUGAUGCAUUGACUGAGAACCAAUCCAUCCGCCACCAGAUUGCCGACCUCUCUUCAACCACCACUAGCUACGAGGACCUUCUCCGGCGCAAGGAGAGUGAAAUGGCCGUUCUUCGCAACGACGCAAAGAAGCACGAUGAAGAUAAGCGAGGCAUGGAAGCUGAGAGGAAGUCUCUUACCACUCGACAUGACAACAUGCAAAGCCGUCUUCGCGAAGUCCAAGCUGAGCGAGACGCCAUGCGGUCUGAAAAGACCCAACUUGAGCGAGAAGCCGCAGAUGUCAAGCGGCUGCUCGAAGAGAAGAGAUCUGAGGAUGCUGAAGCUGGUGAAAGCAGGAAGUUGCUGGAACAGCAAGUUAACGAUCUCAAGGGCCAGCUUUUCCGGGCCGAAGCAGACCUAAGCCGGGAGCGCCAGUCCAGAGACGAUGUUCAGAUGCUUGCUGAGCAUAAUAUUGCCGAGCUGACCGAGAAGUACAACUCGCUCAACGAUUCCAAGAUUGAGAUCGAAAAGGAGAUGUACAUUCAGCAAGACAGCCUUCGUCGCGCCACUGAAACUCGAGUUGCCGCCGAGAACUCGCGGAAAGAUCUGCAAUCGGAAUUGAUCAAGCUUCGAGAACGAUUUACCGCUGUCGAAAAUGCUCGCUUGAAUGCGGAGGCUGAAAUCGAACGCAAUAUCAAGAACCAGUCCGAGGAACGCCUCAUGAGCAUGCGAAACGAUCUUAAGGAGAAAAUACAACUCCUCGAGGAUCUUGAGGCAGAACGAUAUCAGCUUGCGGUCCGAGUGCAAGAAUUGGAGCAUGCCAUUUCAGAAUCCGACAACUUCCGUCUUCGUCAUGACCAGCAUAAAGAACGCCUUGAAAGGGAACUAGUAAUCUUGAAGGGUCGACUGACAGCAUCUGAGAACGAUAAUCGAUCUCUCCUUACGAAGAUCCAACAAAAGAAUCUUGACAUUGCUCGUUCGAACUCCAAGGCCAGCGAUAAUAAUCGACUCCGGCUGACAAAUCUCCAAAAGGAGAAGACUAAGCUCGAGGAGGAGAACAAGAGGCUUGAGAAACAGCUUGGAGAUUCGCAGCUCGCCAUCACGUCUCUUGAGAAGCAGAAGGAAAAGCUGUCUUUGAGCCUGGAGGAUCUGAACCAUGAGGUCAACCGGGAGCACAAGAACAGUCGCAAUGCUGAGAAAGCUGCUUCCACAGCCAAUCUUCAGCUCGCAGAAGUCAAUCGGAACCUUGAAAAUGAACGGCAGCUACGGGGUCAGGCCCAAGCAAACACGCGACAGCUACAGGGCACCCUGGACAGGUCAAAUAAGGAAAUUGAAGAUCUGCAUCGCCAAUUGAUUCUUUUGCACAGAGUCUUUGAGCCCGAGGCUUCCGAGCCCACCAAGUCUUGGGAGGCCGUCCAACCGCACUUGUCCAAGCAAGUUGACCUCGCGCAAGUACUUGACACUGUGCAACACAAGCUCCAGGUCACGGAGGAGAAAUACAUGCGGGCUGAAAGCCAGCUUUCAGAGAUGCGUCGCCGCCAUGCAGACGAGAUUAAGGAAUUAGAUUCAAGAUACUCGUCCUCGAAGCGCGCCUUGCUUGAAGAGAUUGACCAGAAUGAAGUGGCCAACAACCGGGCACCCACCCACUUUAGGAAGAAUUCCGAGAAUGCUCUGAAGAGAAUAUCCAACCCUUCGACGCCGAACAAACGAUACAAUAAUGUGUACGAAGGUGCAAACGACUCGGCUCGGUCAGAUAGAACGGUUGAUACCGUGGGCUACCAGAGGCGGAUGGACACAGCGGCCGAAAUCGAGGAGCUCCAGAACAAGCUCCAAAUGACUGAAAUGCAGAACAAGCACCUUCAGAGCCAACUUCAGCAGUCCACUCCAUCUCGGGAUAUCUGGCAGGACGAGAGCCCUUCGAUCCGUCGCAUGCAGCUCUUGGAGCGUGAAAAUGGUCGUCUCCAUGGCCAGCUUGAUGAUUCCGCUAAGAAGGUCUCGGCACUGGAGCGCAGUAUCCGGUCUGGAGAGCUGUCGCUUCGCGAUGUACAGGCCAAGUCUCAUGAGGAGCUGUACGACCUGAUCAACUCACAGGAGCAGUCCCGUCGGUCGUUACUCAAAGUCCACAAUGAUGCUCUGGCUGAGUUCAGCGAUGCGAAGUCGCAAUACGAAAAGCUAAAGCGCAACAAGGCAUCCAUUGAGGUCGAGCUCCGUGAUGCCCGAUCUGAAACCCAAGAGCUACAAUCAGCUAGGGAUCAAGACAUGGCCAGCCGUAACCAACUUCUCCAGGAAUUCUCCGACCUGCAUAUUCGUCUGGAUGCUGAGACAUCACGAAGUGCUGAUCUUGAAGCGAGCCUGAGCUUGUUCAAGAGCCGCUCUAAUGAGUAUUUCCGCAAGCUCGAGCAAGCUGAGAUCACCGUUCUCAAGGCAUCGCGUGCUGAACAAUUUGCCAAGGCUCGAUGCCAGGAGGCUGAAGACACUAGUGCCCAAAUCAUGUCUGAGCGAAAGGAGAUGGAUGCCCUUGUGGAGGACUUGCAGCGCCAGAGUCAAUCCUUGGAAGCCCGAAUGGAAGACCAAGCUGCCGAGCUUCAGGGAGCUCUGCAAGCCAAGCAACGCCUUCAGAACGAGCUCGAAGACUACCGCAACCAGCGGGCUAUUGACAUCGAGGACAAAGAAACCUCCAUGGAGCAGACCCGGCAAAAGUACCAGCGCGAGUUCUCGACCAUUAAUGGUGAGCUUGAGAUGGAGCGUGAGCGGCUACUCAAUGUUCGUGGAGAAAACUCCCGCCUCCGCGAAGAGCUUGAGGAUCUUCGGAGCAAAUGGGACAACGAAGUGCUCAACAGCUCCACUUGGGCCAAGGAGAAAGCCCGCUUGGAACUUGUCAUGCAAGAUAUUACUAACUCUCGCGAGGAGGCUGCCAGUGCACACCACGAGGCUCAGAGCAAGGUUGUGUCGCUCCUCUCUCAGGUGCGGACUCUUCGCUCUUCUGUCGACGAUGUCACGGCAGAGCGUGACCUGCUUUUGAAGGACAAGAAGAUGCUUGAAGCUCGCCUGGCCGAAGCUGGUGAGCGUCUCGAGGAUCUGGCGAAGGGUGAAAGUCCCUCUAUGCGCGACGCCGCCAGCAUGGAUCGCGAGCUUCUCGAGCUCAAAUCCAAACUUGCGCAACAGGAAGAUGUCUCCUCCGCAGCUGUCGGCAAGAUGCGUCGCGCCGAUGCUCUCGCUACUGAAAUGCAGAAGGAGCUUACUGCCGAGCGCGAAACCAAUGAGCAGCUCUUCAAGGAUAAGGCUGGACUUGAGAAGCAGCUGAAGGAGGUGCAGCUUCGCUGUGUCGACCUGGAGACCAAGGGUUACUCUUCUGGUAGCCAAGAUGUGCGGUUCUUGCACAAGCGUAUUAAGGAGCUUGAGACCCAUCUCGAGAACCAGGAGAACAAGCAAACUGCUGAGCAGCGCUCUCUUCGCAAUGUCGAUCGUACCGUCAAGGAUCUGCAAUCUCAAAUUGAUCGACGGGACAAGAUGAACACCCAGCUUACUGAUGAUGUCAACAAGGCUCGGGAUAAGAUCGAAAGGCUCCUCAAGAAUAUUGAGGAACUCCAGCAAGGCGACACCGAGAUACAAUUCCAGGCUCGCCGUGCAGAGCGUGAACUUCGCGAGGAGCGCGAGAAGGUACUGCACCUGGAACGUGAGUUGGAAAAUUUCAGAGCGCUGCGGGUUGAGAGAACCAGCACCAUUGGUCGUUCUUCCAAGGCUGUGCUCGGCGAUGCGGGCAGUCGACGCGGCAGUGCUGCGUAUGGAUUUAAUGAGACAACGCCCCAGCGGAAGCCCAGCAACACCAAGGGCUUCCUGUGA
Molecule: messenger RNA, 7200 nt
Organism: Penicillium canariense
Lineage: Eukaryota; Fungi; Ascomycota; Eurotiomycetes; Eurotiales; Aspergillaceae
Product: type II myosin
Exons: 5
Coding region: 1-7200 (2399 amino acids)
Cellular component (GO): myosin complex
Molecular function (GO): cytoskeletal motor activity; ATP binding; actin filament binding
Source: RefSeq, a predicted model, not a curated record